UUUCCAGUGAUCACUCUUGUACAGUCAGUCGCCAUAGCUGGUGGGUUCCCUCUGCUUCCCGUCUUUUUUUCUGAAGACCUAACACAGCGAAGAUGUCGUCGUCGGAGCUGCCAGAGGAGAACCCCAUCUACGGACCCUUCUUUGGUGUCAUGGGGGCAUCGUCAGCAAUCAUAUUUUCCGCGUUUGGGGCGGCCUAUGGCACCGCCAAAUCUGGCACGGGCAUCGCUUCGAUGGCUGUGAUGCGGCCCGAGCUGAUCAUGAAGUCCAUCAUCCCCGUCGUCAUGGCGGGUAUCAUCGCCAUUUACGGGCUAGUCAUAGCCAUCCUCAUCGCCGGGCAGAUUACAGAGCCCACAACGUACUCCCUCUACAAGGGCUUCAAGCACCUGGGCGCCGGGCUGUCGGUGGGCUUCUGCGGGCUGGGCGCCGGCUUCGCCGUGGGCAUCGUGGGCGACGCCGGGGUGCGCGGCACGGCGCAGCAGCCCAGGCUCUUCAUCGGCAUGGUGCUGAUCCUCAUCUUCGCCGAGGUGCUGGGGCUGUACGGCCUCAUCGUCGGCAUCUUCAUGUACGCCGACUAGCGCCGCCGCGCACCUAGUCCACCCGGCAGGGCGCCCUCGCGGGCCACCGCUCCUCUUUUGUGGCCCGCUAGGGUAGCCCCCUCAACAAAACAUGGGUCUCUCAGGAAAACGCCGGGACGUGCGUCUCAAAAGUUUUGCCUCCACUGAGGUACAGUGACGGUGAACUCUUUUAACUGUAGAAGAGAACCACCAGAAACGAAGAACCAGAUUCUGCACCUCGUAAACAGCAAUUGCAAAGGAGGCAAAGCUUUUCAGGGCACCAAAAUUUUAAUAUUUUCUUUGCUUGUCUCUUAUCUACUGCAUGCAAUGAGGACGUUCCACGGUUAGGAAUGAAACAUGCCGAACAUUGUAUCCAGAUAAAGUACAAUUUUGUUCUUUGACUAUAACUAUCUAAAUACUUAAAAUGAAAAUACAAACUCUGACUGUUCAUAAACAAACUACUGUAGAACUUUCAAAGUUUGUUCUUAGGUUUUUUAGUUCAAUAAUAUGAAUUAUACUACUCGUUUAAAUUAUUUGUCGUCGAUAUUAUUGUUCUGAUAUUUAAUGUCUCACAAGCCGGAAAUGGCACUCACCUCCGACGACGAGAAAUAUUGUAAAUAGUGUUGUACAUAAGAAAAAACUAUACAUAAAAAUAAUAAAAUUA
Schistocerca gregaria is the source of this 1218-nucleotide messenger RNA. RefSeq names its product V-type proton ATPase 16 kDa proteolipid subunit c-like. Bases 93 to 575 code for a protein of 160 amino acids. Gene Ontology annotation, biological process: proton transmembrane transport. NCBI's taxonomy places the organism in Eukaryota, Metazoa, Arthropoda, Insecta, Orthoptera, Acrididae. The transcript is spliced from 3 exons. The record is from RefSeq and is a predicted model, not a curated record. Gene Ontology annotation, molecular function: proton-transporting ATPase activity, rotational mechanism. Gene Ontology annotation, cellular component: proton-transporting V-type ATPase, V0 domain.